UAUACAAAUGUGGAAUCCCAGCAAGGGUCGUGUUAUCAACAAUUUCAGUAACUCUCUAUACCCUUAUCAUCCUCCUUACCUCAUCUCGCUUACCUUACCAAGUAUACAACACCUCAUCACGUCAAUGUCCUUCAAAGAAAUCCCGAGCCAGCACGAAGUAAUCGUCCAUAGUAAAACAAAACGUUCCUCCAGCUGCUGAACGAAUUCAUUUGUUCCCUGCAUUUUUUGAUUUAGCAAAUCUUUUAGUCCAUUCUGCCAAGUGGGAUGCCCCACAUGUCUCACCCCCACCGCCCACAUGUGGGCUACCGCUUGGAACGAGCCUUCUGGCCCAAUUCUACCUGUCCAGUUCUGCUGUUCAGGAAACCGCUUUAAAAUGGCUGAAGAAGCCUCUUUUACGUUGGUUUCACUGGGAAACAAUGGUGGUCCAUUAGAAACUCAUUGUAGUGGUCAUUUGGUUUCAGAUGCGCACUUUGAGGAAGUUAUUUCAAUUGAUGGAGGAACUCACUUGUCAAGUCUGAUUGAGCUUGUUGAAAACUCGCCAUUUCUUGAUACGAUAUCCAAAUGGAAAAAGUCUUCGGACAACGAGGACGACGGUGUAGAAAAUAAAAACGACGCAUCGUCUUGUUCUGGCGCCAAAAAACACCGUAAUGACAGUGACGAAGACAUGGAUAGUGUAUCAAACCAAAGCUCGAGGAAAGCACCAAGAGAAACCUCCCCGUUAGCAUCCACAAGCUCACAUGCCGAGGGACAGUCGUUUUCUGUUGGAGAUGUGCAUGAAGUAAUCGCUAUUAAGGAGUCCGGCGAUAGCUCUCCUGACUCCAACUGCCUUGUCGAGGACAGUAACACGAGUACAGAUUCGGAAGACGCUGCACCUGGCUUCUAUAAGCUUACUCAAGCUUAUGGCUGUGCAAUUCCUACAAAAAUCGACGAAAACAUCUCUACCUCUUACUAUAAAGCUUGGCUGCUUUCCGAAGAACGCAUACACACGUUCCUCAUUUCACACUGUCAUAUUGAUCAUCUCGCCGGACUCAUAAUUAACAGUGCCGUCUUUACUACAGAGCAUCCUCGUCAGAUUGCAGCUCUUGACUUCAAUAUUGAGAGCAUGAAAAAACACAUCUUUAACAACAUCGUUUGGCCAGCACUUGACCAAGCAGGCUUUCUUAUAUACAAAAGUAUUUCACCCGAUCUGUACUCUCCCAUCACAAGUACUCUUCACGUGCGACCUUUUAUUGUCAGCCACGGUUGCAGUUUCGGACACACAGUACUUUCGUCUGCCUUUCUGCUUCGUAACGUUACUACUGAUCAUUAUUUCAUUGCCUUCGGUGACGUUGAGGCCGAUCAAACUUCCGGAAAACAUUAUAAUCAUGAAAUCUGGGAAACAAUUGCUCCUUUAAUUCAACAGGACAAACUGAAGUAUAUAACCGUUGAAUGCUCUACCGUUGAUGUGCCGAAUGAGCUGCUUUUCGGACAUAUGUGUCCAAAUACUCUUGUUCACGAGUUGCACUCAUUGCAACAGAUGGUUACUAACUUAGGAGGCAACACACAUAAUGUAACUUGUCUCAUCUGCCAUAUAAAGAGUGAUCCAAGACAUACCUCUUCUGCAUCGGAUGCUAUUCUCCAGGAGCUUCACAGUCAUGCGGAGGAGGUAUCGCUUGACAUGAAGUUUGAGGUACUACAGCCUCACUCCAUUUACCGUUUCUGAGGGGACAAAUCGCAUAAAGAUUUAUAUACUUGACCGGUGCUACUAAUGUUUUGACGUCUUGUUCUCGUAACUCCAUGAGGACAUAUCAUCGCUAUACGCAUAUGGUGUUGAUACUCUCCUUCAUAUUUGACAAGUUUGAGAACUGGUAUGCUGUCGUUAACACCGUUUCAUUUGCCGAGCCAUCUAUUUUUGUCUACUUAAGCAUUCCUCAAGCCCCUCUCUACACUCUCUUUCUUUACUCAAAUUUCACUUUCUCGUAAACACCAUUUACAGGCACCAUUGUUGUGUCGUCUUGCGCUCUUCCGUGAACACGUCUUCCUAGGCUUACAAUUUCAUGUAUUCCACGGGUUUUUACUUCACGAAGAAUGCAGUGUACAUUUUCUUUCCAGGAUCCAACUUGAUUCUUCUUGUUUUCAUCUGUUCAGUUACUCUUUCUGUUUAUAUAAUUCACCCGAACUGUAUAUGUGCGUGCUUUCCACCCUCAUCACAUCAUUAAAAGCGGCUAGCCAUCAGACAUUGCUGCACAUGUAUCACUAUCUAUUACCGUAAUAAAUCCCAAACCACAGCUUUCCACACAGAGAAUAAAGGUAUGGUCAGGGAAAUGCAUUGCUGUACUAAUAUUUGUGGACCUUUUGCACACCCGAGCGUUCAUCAUUGGCCCAACGGCGAUAGGUCGAUUUCGUAACAAUCUAAUCUCAAUAGCGAGUUUCAGAUGGCCCAAUUCAUUAUCGGUGCAGCUCAAACAAGGUCACAUAGAGGCACCAGGCGGAUGCGUUAACAUGCAAUUGAUAUCCAUUUACGUUCACAGGUUGGAUCUGCCCUUUUUGCCGAGCUGCAUUCCCUUCACCUUGGGUCCAGGUGCGGUACGUUCAGAGGAUGUAUAGUAAUAAUCCAUAACUUCUUCCUUCACCUCCGCGGUAACAGGGUUUGAAACGGCUUGAUAGCCUCCGCUUUCGUAACUAUCGCUUCCAAAACCACGACGAGAGGACUCUUUGCGCUGUAACUCCAGUUGCUUGAUUCUCCGUUUUCUCUCCUCGUUGGCUUCCAAUUCUUUGUUCUAAAAGAUUGUUAGUAUAUAUAGCGACAUUUAUAGCGGCUGCAAAGAAGUGAGUGAAGAUAUAUGAUCACUUUGUUUGUUAUGGACUGUACACGGUUAUGUACUUUUAUAUCGUGUCCGUUUGAAAAAAGCUCGCAUUGCAAAUCACGUAGGUCACUUACUCUAGAAACAAUUUCUUGAAUUUUCUCUUCAUGACUCUCCAUUUCAAGAUACUUUUUAAUCUGUGAAAGCGAGACGUUGUCACGAUAACCCAGACUUGUGAUUUCAUCAAAGGCACAGAGAAUUUCAAAUGCGUUCUCCAAUAUAUCACGCUCAUCAGCAGUGCUAGACAUAGAAGUGACAGCCUGAUUGAAAAGAUGUAGCGUCUCAAUAUCCUCAAGAAUGUUGGAUUGCUUAUUCGUAAUAAGAACCAUAUACAAUUCAUCCAAUGGCUGAUAAACAAACCGAACGUUUUCCGUUUCAACACUCGUGUGUUGAGUUCCCUUAGAAAUUAAUCCAGGAAACGUAGAAAGAAGACUCUCGACUCUGGUUCUGGACAUAUCGCGAAAUUGACGCGACAACACAGCUAUUUAUCCGUGUUAGUUAAGAGCACAAACCAAUUUAACAUACCUUUUCCGCCUCUAUUAACAAUACCUGCAGCCAGUACCACCUAUCACUGUUAGUAAUUAGCCUGAACCUCGUAAUCCUACCA
Schizosaccharomyces japonicus yFS275 is the source of this 3450-nucleotide messenger RNA. RefSeq names its product cAMP-specific phosphodiesterase Cgs2. Gene Ontology annotation, biological process: cAMP catabolic process. The record is from RefSeq and is a predicted model, not a curated record. The transcript is spliced from 4 exons. Lineage: Eukaryota; Fungi; Ascomycota; Schizosaccharomycetes; Schizosaccharomycetales; Schizosaccharomycetaceae. Gene Ontology annotation, molecular function: 3',5'-cyclic-AMP phosphodiesterase activity. The coding region runs from base 296 to 1702 and encodes 468 amino acids.